UUCUCCAGAAACAAUUUGGGGCUUGAGGUCUUUAGAAGCAGCAAUAGAAAUCCAGUAUAAAGCAUAUUUCAAAGGAGUUUAUUUUUUUUAAUCACACAAUGCUGCAUUUAUAGUUCUGUAUGUGAGUUUCUUGCCUUAGAAAAGCAGACGUCAGAGAGGGCUGUACUCGGCUGCAGAAUGUCUGGCACAUGCACCCCCCCCCCCCCCCCCCCCCCCCCACGCAUGCCCCCCCCCCCCGCCGGCACAGCAGGGCUGCCUGCCAGGUUGGCAGCGCUCACGGGCAGCAUUUCCCCCAAACUGUCUCUUCGUCUUGCCCCCAGGGGCAAUCGCAGUUGGUUCUGGGCGGAGCACGCUAAAGCAUUUCAGCUUCAAACUGUCUUUUUCCACCCCUGCAAGGAAAGAAGAAGGCAAACGGAUCCGUUGAAGCCUGUUCAGGGUUGAAAUAACCGCAGCAGAAAUGUAUAAACCUGCCUGGAAGUGCAACUUCAGCAUAGCUCGGUAGGGAUCCGACCGUGAGCUCAGAGCCGAAGGGGCCCGUCCGCGUGAGGUCAGCGACUGCAGCGCCACGUGGCCCCGCUCCUCCGGGGGAAGGCAGGCAGGGUGGGGGCACACUGCGGGAGUUGCUUGAGCUCCCCCGUGUUGCCCGCUGCCCGGGGGCUGCGUUUUAAGGAAGGAGUGGGAAUACUUGGGUUGUACUUGCUGGCCGCCAUCGCUUUCCAGUCUAAAAGGGACCUGAACGUCUGGACAGUAAGAUCAGCUCGGAAGUGGGAGCCUGAAUCCAUCUCAUAUCCUCUCCGCUGCCUCAGCCCCUCUGGCCACAUCGGAGGAGCUCCUGGUGAAAAUUUCCGCAAGCUCCUGACAGAUUAUGGCCUCUCGGUGCUCAAGCUUUCGAAGAGAGAUUGCGAUCUUUUGGAUGAAAUUUGGUCUCUGGGCAGCAGUUGGCCACCAGCAGUUUUCCACAAAGGAUGUUGAACUACUUCCCUUCUAGGAGAGAAAGAACAGACACAGCCAGCAGAAGGUUGUUUGGGAGCAGGGACCUCAGACUUGGGCAAAUGUUUGCGAUAAAGCAACAUCAGCGGCACAGCGCUACGGUUUCGAGAAAGCUGGCAGUCCUAGAGGAAAGUGGUGGAACCUUUCCAGCUGUUCCCAAGCCACUCUUAGCUUCUUGUGCAAGAUGCAAACCCUCUGAACUCGACAUCUCUGCCGCAGUUAAGUAAUCCCAAAGUUGCACCCAUCUCUGCCCUUACUUUUUUUUAAUCCUCUGAGCUCUGGAGGAACCUUAGAUUGUCCGGGUGGAAGAGACACCUCUCCAGUUUAUUUGGGAGGAAAUACAGGGGGUGUAGCGCUUCCCAGCGCAGUCAUGUGCAGCUCAUGUUUCUCUCACCCAUGUACCGGCACCUGCUUCUUUUGGAGCGGAUCCCCAGAGCAGGGGAAAUUGCCCUGUGAACCCGCCUUAAAUAGUUCAGCAUCAGUAACUUGCCCCUCUAGAGAGCUGUGGCUCAGAACCGGAAAGGGUAUCAGUUUUGCUCUAAGCAGCAGAGGCGUUCUUUGCAAGAGAAUGCUGUGUGAUUCAGGGACACAAUCAGAAGAGGGGAGAGAAUACUUGGACGAGUGGAUCUUUCAGUAAGGUAACUUAUGGAACGAAUUUCACCUGCGCUUCCUGUAAGAAGUACCCUUCGGUGGGGUCUCUUGAAGACAGUUUAACCAAGCACCAGACUGACAGACACGUUUCUCCAGAAAGCCUGCUCUUACUGCAAGAGAACGCUCCAAGAUUUGGCGGUGCACAGAACAACUGCCUUUGCCGCGCCACAGAGAACCACGCUCUUACCCGAGACAAGCGUGCUCGCCGGUAGUUGUGAAUGACUUGUGCAAGGUACUUGGGAACCCACAGGGCACUGAACGCGAAAUGUGUCGGUUAGGCGCUUGAGUUGCUUUCAGCAAGCUGCACCCCUCUGAGAAGAUUUUUUUCUCCCUUUAAAAAAUUCCAGAUGAAUUUAUGGAAAGCUGCACGAUCAAGUUUUCCUCUGCAAAAUGUGUGUCCUUUACCUUCGAGCUGAGUUGCAAAGCUCUGAAUACCAAAUCGAAGAAUAGCUGUCAUUUUCACAUGUUCAAUAAUAUAAUCGGAUCGACUUCGCCUCUCCAUUACACAGACUGUUUUAUUAUUACUGUGCUCACUUUGAUUACUUGCUAUGCAUCAGGGGCAAUUCUAAUGCCACGCAUUCCUAGCAUUUCUGUCCACUCCAGAGAAAGGAUUCGGCAGAAAAGACCAAAACAAAUCAAUAGAAAAUUCUUGAUCUUUGUGUAUACAAUAAAACGGCUUAUCAAAUCAGAGGUUUUCUUCCACAAGAGCCCAGGUCCCAUCUGUAUUUAUAAAAUAAUGUCAUUUUCUUUUAUCUCUUGCAGUGGUUUAACUGACACAUGCUUAGGCUGAGAACUACAAAAAUUGACUGUUUACAGCCCGAGAGAAGUUAAAUUGCUUUUAUGUAGUACUGGAUUAUGAGCUAGGAUCCUUUAGCAGCCAUCCCGGACAACCAAGUUCAUCACUGAAUACAUUUUCUUGUGGAUCCAGUUGAAGAGUGUUAAUCCAGCUACCUUUCUCUCUGAAAAGAAAACUGCAUGGCCAGCUGCAUUGCCCAUUUUGAUGGAGGUACCUCUCCGGUUCCAGUGUGCUUAGCCACAAGAGAGAGGAAGGUCAGAUCUAAACUAUGUCACGAGGAACCCUUUGACCUGCAGUUUCAGUACAACACAGAGCUCUUCAUAAUGGCCUGUAGCCAAGGCUCUGGACAUCAGAAUCCACUGUGAUCCCAAAGCACAAGUUUGUUCUGGUGAAAUUUGACACCCAGUACCCUUAUGGGGAGAAACAGGAUGAGUUCAAAAUUGUGGCCGAAAGCUCAGAAUCCAGCGAUGAAUUGUUGGUGGCCGAGGUGGGGAUCUCAGAUUACGGUGACAAACAGAACAUGGAGCUGGGAGAGAGAUACAAGCUGGAUAAGGAGGCGUUCCCGGUCUUUUACUUGUUCCAAGAUGGCGACAUGGAGAGCCCGGUGCCUUACAAGGGGCCAGUCACGGCCAGCGCUCUGCAGCGCUGGCUCAAGGGUCGGGGGAUCUACAUGGGCAUGCCAGGAUGCCUGAAGGAAUUUGACGGCCUGGCAAGCGAAUUUGUGAGCACCGCUGCGGAAGCGGCACGCAAGGCGCUCCUGGAGCGUGCGCAGCAGCUCCUGGCGAAGGCCAAGGAAACGGAGCGGAAAUCUGCCGAGCAGUACGUCAAGGUCAUGAGCAAAAUCCUCGCCCAGGGCACCCAGUUCGCUGCCAGCGAGGUCUCCCGCAUCAGCAAGCUCAUCGAGGAGAACAAGAUGAGCGACGGGAAGAAGGAGGAGCUGCAGAAGCGCCUCAACAUCCUAGCUUCCUUCCAGCAGAAGACAAAGGAUGAGAAGGAGGAACUCUGACACCGAGCGGGAACGAAGGCGCGCCAGCUGUGAAACAAGCAGAUCAAGUCCCAACGGUGCUCUGCUAGAGCAGGCAACCCCCCCCCCCGCCCCAUGAGAGCCCAUUCCCGUUCCUUGUCCGCACAUUUGCUGAGGACGCCAUCCCUCGGGGGGGGGGGCGGCCAUGGCCAGCUGCACUGCUGAACGAUGCUGCACAGGAACCCUCAUUCUCAAGGGGCAACUUGGCUUCCCCCCCUCCUGAAUUUUUAAACAGUGUUUCCUCACAGGUGCUAUCCUGACCAGGUGGGUUCUCCAGGUGGCCACCUGCGGACUUGGCGCGGCCCCUUCCCCGCUCCUCAUGCUCCACCCGGAGCAGCGUGUGGCGGAACCCACCUGGCCCGUGUCCCUUGCAGCGCGGCCACCUGGCUCUCCCCUUCCUCCUGCCCGCCACGCUCCUCCGGCUGCCGCAAGCCGCACAGCAGGUUCCUGGCUCCGGCGGCCCCCCUCGGACUGCCUUGCCGGCCGUGGGGAGACGCCUGUCCCGAGCAGGGGCACGCGGCCCCCGCGGGGUGGGCUCUGCCCGCGAGGGUGUUCGGGGAGCACAGCCUGGGAAGCCAAAGGCCGGCCGAGGAGGCGAAGCCAGUGCACGCUCGUCUCUUCCUGAGCAGUAUUUGUGGAAUUGGUUUGCAGGGAAACCUUAUCGGUGGGACUUCAUUUGCUAAUAAAGGUUACUGGAAAAAGA
This is a messenger RNA of Varanus komodoensis (Komodo dragon), 4164 nucleotides long. It is a transcript of the gene ERP29, whose product is annotated as endoplasmic reticulum protein 29. The transcript is spliced from 4 exons. Lineage: Eukaryota; Metazoa; Chordata; Lepidosauria; Squamata; Varanidae. The record is from RefSeq and is a predicted model, not a curated record. Gene Ontology annotation, cellular component: endoplasmic reticulum lumen; endoplasmic reticulum. Gene Ontology annotation, biological process: protein secretion. Bases 2958 to 3443 code for a protein of 161 amino acids.